UUCCUCAUAGCAUUUCCACAUUAUUAAUUCCCUUUCAAUAUCUUUGUCCUUAAAAAAAGUAUGAAUCAACAAAGCAAACCCAUCUUGGUUUCUGGUUUUCUGCUCUUUGCUCUAUUCAUCAUCUUCUCCAGCUCAGGGCCAGUUUCAGCUCAAGAAGUUGAGAAUGAGAGAGAGUUUGAUUACCUGGAGACCAGUGGGAAGGGACCAGCACAUUGGGGAGAUCUGAAGGAAGAAUGGGCAGCUUGCAAAGUUGGAGAUAUGCAGUCACCUAUAGAUCUGUCCAACAAGCGAGUGAAGAUGAUCAGAAAAUCAGGGGAGUUGAAGAGGAAUUACAAGCCCUGUCAAGCUACUCUCAAGAACAGAGGCCACGAUAUUUCGCUACAAUGGGUGAAUAAUGAAGCUGGAUCAAUCAAGAUCAAUGGCACUGAAUACUUUCUCCAACAAGGACACUGGCACUCCCCUUCCGAGCACACCCUCAAUGGCAGAAGGUAUGCAUUGGAGCUACACUUUGUACAUUUGAGUCCAGACCCUAAUGUCAAGAACAAGAUAGCAGUUAUAGGAGCCCUAUACAAGUUUGGGGAGCCGGAUGCUUUUCUUUCCAAGUUGAUUAGCAAUGUCAGUUCCAUGGCUGAUCAUGUGCAAGAAAGACGAAUGGGGAUGAUUGAUCCCAGCGAGAUCAAGUUGGGUGGCAGGAAGUAUUACAGAUACAUGGGAUCCCUCACUGUCCCUCCGUGUACUGAAGGUGUUGUUUGGACAAUCAAUAAGAAGAUAAGGACCGUUUCAAGGGAACAAGUUAAGGCACUCAAACUAGCUGUCCACGACUAUGCAGAGAUGAAUGCAAGGCCAGAGCAGCCCGUCAAUGGUCGACAGAUUCAACUUUAUGGUCCAAAUCCAGGAGACAUAUCAAACUAAAGAAAAGACCUGUAGAAUGUAUUAGGAGUAAGUGUAAUCGAAUUUUCUCCCCUGGAGGGAGAACGGUCGAGGUGUUUUUUACCCUGUUGACAAAAGAUCAGUUUUCAAUCCAUUUUCCUUCUUAUCAAACCUUAAUUAUGAUUAUAUUUUUGCAUGCCUAACUUCCAUUUA
Messenger RNA from Rubroshorea leprosula, 1083 nucleotides. Lineage: Eukaryota; Viridiplantae; Streptophyta; Magnoliopsida; Malvales; Dipterocarpaceae. The record is from the annotation of a GenBank genome assembly.